GCAAACUUUCUCGACUUUUUUUUUUAAUUAUCCAUUCUACCUAUUUUAUGAAGGAUCGAAUACAAAAAUGAAGUUUGCGAAGCAAAUUCAAACCGCUGCUUCCGAUCUUCCCGAAGACUGGCGACCUCAUUUAAUCCAAUACAAAACGUUGAAGAAAUCGAUUCGUUCCGUGGUAGACGAGCUCGAAUCAAGGGGGUUAACUUCCCACUUGUUGACAAUACAAAACGACAAGAAUCCCAUCGACGAAAGAAUUCAAUUGGCAUACACUUUUGAUGGAGACGACAAGGAUCCUCAUCCCGUUAUCAAAGUGACCAUCAAAGAUCCUCAGUCAAUUUGCACAGCGCGUCAAUCGAUUGCGUAUCUCGAGCACAUUUUGGAGGACAUGAGUGUCCACCAAGAUGAGACCAGUCAACCGCUACUAUUCACGAUCGAACUUGUGAAAGAUUCUGAGUUUUUCCAGCUGCUGCUAGACGAGCUGCAACAUGUCGCUCACUUGCAUGAUGUGGAACAACGGCGAUUCACGGAAAAUGUGAAUGACUUGGAACAACGUUUAACCUUGGCAGCAUCGCCGUACAAAAAGGAUUUGUAUGUGUGGCGAGAGAUUUUCCAGCUGUAUAUGGAAGCCUCCAUUUUUGAAACCAACCAUGGAUGUCACGUUAUAUCGUAUGAAAAGAGCAAAGAACGGUUCCAAUGGUUAGGACAAGAGCUUAUUCGACAGAAAUUGACGAAAAAGCUUUCCUCAAAACAAUCUCGCCUUGCAUUGGCCCAAUUUAUGGCGCUUAAUGCAAAACUGGUCGAUUUCAAGUACUUUCAAUCGUUGAACCAGAUGGCCAUGACGAAAAUAUUGAAGAAGCAUGAUAAGCGGAGCGGUCUUUGUGCCAAGUCAGAAUUUCCUUAUCUCGCCAAAGUCAAUGCUUUGUUUGUGCGAGGGAUCGUGCUGUCGCUCUAUAACGGAAUCCAAUCGAAAAUCAUCACCAUUGUACCACAACCGGAUGAUUAUGGGUGCCCCGUUUGUCUAGCCAUUGCUUGGCGACCGAUUCGGCUUGUAUGCGGGCAUGUAUUCUGCGUCCGAUGUCUCAUCAAGGCCCACCGGAAACGGUUGUUGAACUGCCCUAUCUGUCGACAGGAACAUGCAGUAGGCAACGCCGACGCAAACAACCUCGAUCAAAGCUUGCAGAAUUUCAUGCUUCUCUACUUUCCUCGGGAAAUCAAGGAAAAACGACGAGAAAAUGAACGUGAGCACAUGACUUUGCAUAUCUCACCCGGCAUCCAUGUUACAUCUACACGCCCCGUUCGGCAAUCCACUCAAGUGAAUGAUUGUCAUCAUCGUAAUUGUACCCUUAUGUAAUAUAUACCCCGCUUCCCAUCCUAUUUCCAUUAUUUAUUUAUUUUUUUCCCAUACGCAUAAUAUAAAUAUCGUAUCAAUCGAG
Radiomyces spectabilis is the source of this 1430-nucleotide messenger RNA. RefSeq names its product SPX domain-containing protein. The record is from RefSeq and is a predicted model, not a curated record. NCBI's taxonomy places the organism in Eukaryota, Fungi, Mucoromycota, Mucoromycetes, Mucorales, Radiomycetaceae. The transcript is spliced from 6 exons. The coding region runs from base 68 to 1348 and encodes 426 amino acids.